AUGGAGUGGAACAGAAACAUACAAGCCUUCAAGAUCGUCAUCAAUUCGAGUUUUACUGAAUAUACAGAAUAUAAAGCUGCUAUGUGGAUAUGGAGGUUGUGUUCGCCAAUUUUAAUACUUUUUGGAAGUGUGGGGAAUAUCUUGUCUCUUAUUGUGCUAGUAAGAAAACGACUUCGGUCAUCACCAACCAUGUUCUUUCUGACAGUACUAGCUCUAGUAGAUCUGUCUGUUCUAUACAUUGGAUUAUUACGACUAUGGUUUGAAUAUUCAUAUGAAAUUAAUUUGCGAGAAUCAUCGGAAUUUGCAUGUCGUGUCCAUACAUUUCUCGUAUAUUUUACCUUAUCAUAUAGUGUUUGGAUUAUUGUGGCGGUGACAAUAGAUAGAUGUAUUAUCGUAUGUGCUCCAUUUAAGGCGAAGACUUUGAGUUCGUUAUCCAAAGCCAAAAAGACUGUUCUCAUUAUAGCAAUUAUACUAAUCUGCUUUAACGCCCACAUCUUAGAAACUCAAGCCUUGAUUUCAGUGAAAUAUUUUGAAGGCGGUAUCCGUUGUAGCCAUGCUAAACAUAGUGAAUACUUUCGUGAUUAUGUAUGGCCCUGGAUAGAUUUUGGUUUAAAUUGUUUUAUUCCAUUCACUGUAAUGAUAGUGUGUAACUUGCUGAUUAUACGUCGUAUAUCAUUAUCUGCUAGAAAACUAACACAACAUAUUGAAAGGGACCAACCAAAGUCUCCAUCACAUACACUUAGUAUCUCACGGGGUCACAGAUUGUCGGUAUUACCACUAGCUAAUUCAACUGCUACUGUAACAUCAAACACUGAAUCAACACCAGCUAACAGAGUUCGAGAUACUGCAUUCUCCUUUCAUCCUCAAGUUAGUGUUGAUGUGUCUAGAAAAGCUCAGAACAGAUCGACAAGUUUAACCAUUAUGUUAUUGGUAGUAAGUUUUGUUUUUAUGUUGCUAGUGUUACCAAUAACAGUAUUUCUAAUCGGAUUUCAAGUUUGGAUUGAAACAGCCGACCCGAGAACAGAGGCUAAACUAGAAUUAGGCUGGGCUCUCGUUAAUAUGUUACAAUAUACCAACAACUCAAUACAUUUCUUUUUGUAUUCUUUGACUGGACCUAGAUUUAGACGCGAGUUUCUAUCACUUUUUAAAAAGAAAUUUGGACAGAAGAAAAUUGAACCGAGUGACACGGUCGAUAAGGAAGCUUCGCCUGGAAAAUAG
Messenger RNA from Lottia gigantea (owl limpet), 1218 nucleotides. RefSeq lists its product as hypothetical. The record is from RefSeq and is a predicted model, not a curated record. Gene Ontology annotation, cellular component: plasma membrane. The coding region runs from base 1 to 1218 and encodes 405 amino acids. Gene Ontology annotation, molecular function: G protein-coupled receptor activity. The transcript has a single exon. Lineage: Eukaryota; Metazoa; Mollusca; Gastropoda; Lottiidae. Gene Ontology annotation, biological process: G protein-coupled receptor signaling pathway.